AUGACGAUCGACGCACAUGUACAUUCGGAACCAAAGAGCACAGUCCUGCCUUACCUGAAUGGUGAUUACCUCCCAACAGCCCUCAAUCAACAGUUCACGAUCAUCAAACCACCGGCCGACAGUUCACUCGUCAUUGCAUCAUUUGCGCCUUCCGAUGAUCCACCUGUGGACAAGCCAUGGGCAGUAGGCGUCACCGAUUUCACAAGGAAGGGAGAGGCCGAAUUUUGGUUCUGGUCUUCCAUCGAGGCGAGAGAUGACAUUGACAACCCGGAACGCCUUGAGGAGGCCUAUGCUCUUCUCAGAUCCAUGAUCAGACUGAUUGCAGAGAAAGUCAAGGACAAGAAGACUCUGGCGAUUGGCUCUUUGCACCCUUCAUUUCACCGAUUGAUACCCAAGCAUUCGCUACGACGCACAAGUCAUGCCUAUACGAAGUUCGUGUUCACUCCUAAUGGGCUGCCGAAGAAAGUAGAGUCGGAAAUCUACGAUCUUCGAAAUGUUAGCGAUGUAGACCUUGAACAGGUUGUAACUACAUCCACAAUCAGCCGUACGGUCGACACGCUACGUCAAUCCUCCAGCACGGGUGCCUACCUUCGAAACCUCGAAACCCUGGACACCGGUGCACACGCUUGGUGUUUCACUGCGCGAGAGGGUACAAUUAGUUCACUCUUUGUGAGGAGAGAGCUGAGGGGAAAAGGCCUAGCGAAGCUAGUAGUGCGAAAGGAGCUGGAGAAGGCAUUCGAGGUCCGCGGGUUCGUGUGUGCGGACGUAGAAGAGACUAACGUAAGUAGCGUUAGGGUUUGUCAGUCGUUAGGAGCGUGGCGGCUGUGCAAGGCUAUCUGGGUAGACAUUGACUUGGCAAGCUUUUUGUGA
Molecule: messenger RNA, 870 nt
Organism: Heterobasidion irregulare TC 32-1
Lineage: Eukaryota; Fungi; Basidiomycota; Agaricomycetes; Russulales; Bondarzewiaceae
Exons: 1
Coding region: 1-870 (289 amino acids)
Molecular function (GO): acyltransferase activity, transferring groups other than amino-acyl groups
Source: RefSeq, a predicted model, not a curated record